GUGCACUGCCCCUUCGACAGUCAGUCAGAAACAUGGCGCUACGGGAGCUGUCGUCGCUGGAGAAAUACUUAGGACUGAAAAAGCCCAACAAGUACAGUACACGGGGGGAUAAAAAGGUGCCUGUGCUACAGAAUAGUAAUGGUCCUCCACUGGUGGGGCUGGUGACCAUCGCCUGUCACCUAGUGAAAGAGGCGAAGCGCCCAGAGCUGCUGGGUGAUUCUGCAGAGAGCAGGGCUGUGGUACAGCAGUGGCUUGAGCACAGAGUCACCAAGCUGAAUGGCUGCACAAAGGAAGACAGCAAGACCAUCCUGAAGGACCUCAACCUCUACCUGCAAGACAAGGUCUACCUGGCUGGCAACCAGUUCACCUUAGCCGAUGCUUUCAUGUACUUUGGGAUCCAUCCUCUCCUAGUGGACUUGGCCAUCCAGGAGAAGGAGCAGUAUGUGAAUGUGACGCGAUGGUUUGACCACAUUCAGCACUACCCCGGCAUCCGACACCACCUCCCUCCCAUAGUUGUGCUCAGGAACAGAAUUUACACCGGCAGACACCACUGAGACCCGACUUGAACCCAGCCUGACUGGUCACAAGCUCAUCUGUCUUUCGGGCCAGACCAGAGUGUAUCACGCCAACAUCACAAUUUGAGGAUGUUUCCACAAAGUCACUUCUAUCCAAGACCUCCUUUUUAUUCCUGUUUUUCGGAUCAUGAUCCCUGCCUUCAUGUUUUGCCCUCGUUACAUACCUCAACUCUACUUGUUUGCUCUUUGGAUUUUUUUUUUAAUCUGGAAAAUCGGUAAAGGACAUUUUUAAGGGAACUAAUACUAAGGGAUUGCUUGCUAAUAAAAAUGUAGUUCAGUUACAUGUUAAGUGUUUUUAAUGAUUAUUGGCUGUUGCGCUGGGAGUGGAGGCAAGAAUCUCUCAUUCAGUCCUGCUAACACUAUUUAUAUGAAGUUUAAUGUCUCGACCCUUAUUCAGUUAUGAGGUAGGGAACAAGUGAGACACUUACGUUGGUCUUUUGUUUGUUUUGUUGGACGUUUUGUAGGACUUCACGGAGUCUACGUAUGUAUAGUUGUUUUCAAAGGGAAGUCUGUACAGGUUGCGGUGACGGGAAAUGCUGCUACCUUGUUUAUAGCGUGCUUCUAUUUAUAAAUGGUGGUUCUUUGUUUAAUCUGUGGCUUGAACAUGCGAUGACAAGUACUGCAGGUUCAAAGAAGACUUAAUAAGAUGUUACUUAACUGGCAGUACAUUAUGUCCUUAGGAAAAGCAGCUUCCUUCCUGUCAUUUUCAGCAACUGUUUGUCCAAAUAAAUGUGGUUGCUGGUUGAACAUCAUAA
Molecule: messenger RNA, 1330 nt
Organism: Micropterus dolomieu (smallmouth bass)
Lineage: Eukaryota; Metazoa; Chordata; Actinopteri; Centrarchiformes; Centrarchidae
Gene: eef1e1
Product: eukaryotic translation elongation factor 1 epsilon 1
Exons: 4
Coding region: 33-554 (173 amino acids)
Biological process (GO): positive regulation of DNA damage response, signal transduction by p53 class mediator
Cellular component (GO): cytoplasm; nucleus; aminoacyl-tRNA synthetase multienzyme complex
Source: RefSeq, a predicted model, not a curated record